Mangifera indica (mango) is the source of this 2433-nucleotide messenger RNA. Its product is annotated as CRS2-associated factor 1, chloroplastic-like. The coding region runs from base 71 to 2233 and encodes 720 amino acids. NCBI's taxonomy places the organism in Eukaryota, Viridiplantae, Streptophyta, Magnoliopsida, Sapindales, Anacardiaceae. The transcript is spliced from 6 exons. Gene Ontology annotation, molecular function: RNA binding. The record is from RefSeq and is a predicted model, not a curated record. Gene Ontology annotation, biological process: Group II intron splicing.
UUAGGCCCGGUUAGUUUUAGCUUUAUUUUGUAUUGAAUUUUUUUUGGGAUUUAAUGUUCGCUUGUCAGUUAUGGCGAUUAAACUGCCCCUCCCGUUCCCAAUCUUUGCUCCUCCUCCUCCAAGCCCGAACCCGAACUCUAACCCGUCAAAUCAACGCCCGCCCACAGAGGUCCGAUUUUCGCGGUGGUACAACGCUAACGCAGAGAAAUUUGAACGACGCCGACGCUCUCAAAAAGAAAUAGAAGACGAUAUCCGGCGCCACCGCCGCUUUGAAUCCGCUACGAAAAUUGCCCAAAUUAACGACAAUGACUCUAACGCUAUAAACGACAUUGUGUACAAGUCCAAAGGCACGCCCUCGUCUCCUUCACGACCCUCAAUUCCUGGUAAAAAGUCUAAGUAUUCCAAGCCCGCCAAGUCCAAACCGCCCAAAAUCACCGACUUUUCCCGAGAGAAAGCAGCCAAUCAAAAAGCCAACGUAACCGUGGGCGAAGACGGCAUCUCUUACGUAAUCGAUGGAUGGCCAUUCGAGUUCAAAUACAGUUACACGGAGACACCAAAAGUGAAGCCACUAGGGUUGCGCGAACCGUACGCGCCGUUUGUUCCCACCACGAUGUCACGGCCGUGGACCGGGCAGACACCAUUGCCCAAGAGUAUAAAGAAGUUGAAGGAGUUCGACACGUUUGAAUUGCCGCCACCUUCCAUGUUCGUGUCAUCGAGGGAGGAAAUACUGGGGGAGCUCUUAACCAAGGAGGAAGUUGAGGAGCUAGUUCAAUCGUGCAAAAAGUCAAAGCGGCAGUUGAAUAUGGGUAGAGAUGGUUUGACACAUAACAUGUUGAAUAAUAUUCAUUCUCAUUGGAUACGAAGUAGAGUAUGCAAGAUCAAAUGCAGAGGAGUGUGUACAGUCGACAUGGAUAAUGUGUGCCAGCAAUUAGAGGAAAGAACAGGAGGGAAGAUAAUUUAUAGAGGUGGAGGGAUGUUGUACCUUUUUAGAGGCAGAAACUAUGAUUACAGAACUCGUCCGCGUUUUCCUCUUAUGCUGUGGAAGCCUGCUAGUCCUGUGUAUCCGAGGUUGGUUGAGAGGACUCCAGAGGGUCUAACACUGGAAGAAGCAUCUGAAAUGCGCAAAAAGGGGAGGAUUCUAAUUCCAAUAUGCAAGCUAGGGAAGAAUGGUAUCUACUGUGACCUAGUGAAAAAUGUUAAAGAGGCAUUUGAAGAGUGUGAAUUGGUCCGUAUUGAUUGCCAAGGAAUGAAGGGGAGUGACUACCACAAAAUCGGUGCCAAACUUAGGGAUCUUGUCCCAUGUGUUCUAAUCUCAUUUGAACAUGAGCACAUACUCAUGUGGAGAGGAAGGGACUGGAAGUCCUCUCUCACAAAACCAGAAACUAAUUCUGAAGAAAAUAAGACAUUUGAAGUUGUUGAUGCAAUUUCCGUUGCAUCGACUUUAGAAGGCAAUGAAUUAGCAGCAUCAGAUACUCAUUUGAUCUCAGUCAAGGAUGUCAUUCCUGUAACAUCUGAUACAGUAUUGUCUUUUGUGGGUUCCAAAGAUGUGGAUGCUGAGCCACAUGAGGAUGUGACCAUGGUAGAUGAUGGCAAAUUAAGCGCAGCUACUCUCUCAAUUUCAACUGUGAUGGUGACUAAUGAAAAUACACCAGAUAAUGCUAACACAGGCUUUCCUGAUUUGAUCAAUGCCACAAAGAAUGUUUACAGUAAUGUGACCAAAUUGGAUAUUUCUGGUUUUGAUGAUGAUAAGUCAGAACCUCUGAGCAACACAUAUAGAUGUGAGGUAAUAUUGAAUGAUAAAAGCUUUGUUGAUGAAGAGCCAGCAACUAUAUCACUGAGAUCAGAAACCGUGCUAGGAGGUGUUGACAGCGCUAGGCGUCAGUCUAAGUCUUUCUUUGUUGACCCUUUAAGUCAUAACAAAUUACAGAAUCUUUCAGAAGUCUCUGAAGAUGACAAUGCGCCACCAGCAUUCCAAAGCCCUCAUAUGGAGAGCAUUUUACUUCUAAUGGAGCAAGCUGUUGAAAGUGGAAGUGCUAUAGUUUUAGAUGAUGCAACGUUGGACGCGGACAAUGUAUAUGAAAAGUCAGUUGCCCUUGCCAAUUCAGCUCCACCUGGGCCUGUUUUUAUGCAUAGGCCAAGGAAGAGAGCAGCUCAAAAGAAUGAGAGGAAUGAGAAUAUAGAAGUUGGGAAUUUUGAAGUGAAAAGAGAAGUAGCUACUGUUGCUGAGAACUGAGGAAAAUGCGUGGCAGACUCGCCAUAGACUGGAAAAUGUAGAUGAACAUUGUCCUGUAGCACCAUAGGGAAGCUAGAUGACCUUGCUAAACUAUUAGCAUAAUAAGCACCAAUACUAUACUGAGAUGUAUUGCACUGAGAUGAAAAUUUUUGUUUAUUUAAUCUGAUUCUGAUUUUUAUCCUCAGAAUCACCUUUUUAUA